UUCUCUCUCCUCUGUUCUUGUCCGCUUUGGAGCGCCGGGUUUCGAAGCCGUGGAAACCACGGGAUCUCCGCCAUUGCCGACCUCGCGCGAUCUCCAUGGCGUCCUUGUUCUCAUUCCUUCGCCGCUACAGCGUUCCCUUGGUCCUCUUCGUCCUCGGCCUCUUCUUCCAGCUCAUCCUCCUCCCCUCCUCCUACCCUCGUUCUCGCUACGAAGUGCUUGGCGUCCGUCAUCUCGCGACCAUCGAGGAAGUCACCGAAGCCUACGAGAAGAUCUCGCUCAAGUGGGCCUCUGGUGCAAAUCCAACCACCGCAGAAUUUGUAGAUGUUCGUUACGCAUUUGAAUUAUUGACCAAUCCAACAUGGAAGAGAGACUAUGAUCUUUAUGGGGUUGAUGAGCAAUUGGAUGUUAUUGAAAAAAUUAAAGCACAAUAUGAUGGGCAGUCUUUCUCGAAUAUUAAGCUUCCUUUACUUGAUGCUGCUAUUUUUGGUCAGUUUGAGGGUUCUGCUGAUCAUGCUUUUAAUCCGCUUACUCCUAAGGAGUUUGCUUCCCUUAUUGGUGGCACAAAAGCAGUGCUAAUACAAGUAUUUUCAUCUGGAAGUCAUCGAUGUGCCAAAUUUUUGAAUAGUUGGAAAAGGAUCGGUAGUAUGCUGGAUGGCGUUGUUGAUGUUGGUAUGCUUGAAGUUGGUGAAGUUCAGGUUGUGCCUUUCAUGGCAGAAACGAAGUUCAAUCGACCAUUUUUUCGCAAUGGUUUACCUGAUCUUGUUGCAUUUCCUCCUUAUUGCAAAAGCUUUGAUUGUUUAGUAAGGUACCAAGGAGAUCUUUCAACAGAUGCAGUUGUUGAUUGGAUAGCAACAAGCAUUCUUGGAUUACCUCGUAUUCCUUAUUAUUCAAGGGAUACUCUGGGUCCCAACUUCAUUGGAAAGACUGCUUUACAUAAGGUGAAAGUCAUUGGCUUCUCAAAAACAGGGGAGCGAGCUCCUCCAUUCAUGCGCCAGGCUGUUAGGGACUAUCAAGCGUAUGCAUCUUUUGCAUUUGUUUUAUGGAGAGAAGAGGAAUCUUCCCUAUGGUGGAACACGUUUGGUGUGGAUACUGCUCCUGCUCUUGUAUUUCUGAAGGACCCUGGCCUGGAACCAACUAUUUAUCAAGGAAACUUAAACAGUUCUUAUUUCGAAAAAUUGAUGGAAGAAAAUAAAUAUUUUGUGCUCCCCCAACUAAGGAGCUUAACUUCUAUGGAGUUAGGUUGUGAUGCAAGGGGUUAUUCCAGAGGGGGAAAUAAUUUGGUUAGCUGGUACUGUGUAAUUCUUGUUGGACGGCCAAGUUUGGAACUAAAUAAAAUGCGUGAAACUAUUCGCAGGGCCCUAAAUCUAUUGGCUCAUGAUUUUGAUCCAGAGCGUGCGGAAAAAAUUUCUGUCCCAGCACCAGCUAUUGAUGCAUUAAAGGAGAAAAGGUUGACAUUUGUAUGGCUUGAUGGAGAGCUUCAAAAGGAUUACUGUUUAUUUUACCUUCAUUCUGAUACUAUUUAUGAAACUUGUGGACCAAGGAGGGAUCUAGCCAAUGUGCCUCGCUUAUUUAUUGUCCGGUACAAAAGAACCUCAAAAGUGGAUGACCUGAAUAGUGUGAAAAACCCAAAAAAGAAAAAUAUCUGGAAAACAUUUCAUGAGGAGGAUGAGAAUAAAGCAUCCCAGCUUGUGGCGAAGUACAAUGGCACAGAGGAUCUUCAAGAGAUCAUUUCAUGGAUCUCACAAAUAAUUGAGGAUGGCGAUACCAGAAAUCUUCCUGAUUUUACGGUGUCAACACCUGAACUCCUUCCUGAGGAAGGAGAUCGAACCUGGUCAAAGGGUACCCAAAACAUUGUCUCCUCUAGCAAGGGAAUUGUUCAAAAGUUUCAAAAUGCUAUAAUGAAUAUUCCUGAUUACAUGACGGAUCCUAGAGUUGGCCCAUUUAUGCUGCUGUGUGCAUGCUUAUCAUUUGGAGCCAUUUGGUUUCAAAGCAGCUCAAGUCCUCAAAAAAUAAGUCCUUCUGAAGAGGCUGUAGGAAAAGAGAAGCCAAGAAAUCACAGAAGACGAAGAGAAGCAACCUCAAACCAAGAGCGGCCCCCCUCGAUCACUGAUACAGAACCUCGAGAUGCAUAUCAGUGGUCAGCAUCAGAUACUAACUCGGAGUAGUUUGAUUCUGAUAUGGAAUUGCAGAGCCUUAAUUAGUCACCACUGACGCUAUCAGUAGUUUCUGAUAUCUAUUUAACUAUUUUGGGUGUUUGAUAAUUUAUUUUACAAUUUUCUUUUAAGUUGUAUGAUUGUUGUUUCGUACCAUCAUACAACUCAAGAUUUGUGGAUUCAGGUUACUUUAGAUUAUUUGUGUUAUGAGUGCCAAACCCACUUGACUACUUGAGAUCACAUGUGAAGUGCUUCUCUUUUUCUGUUUAUGAAUACUUUGCACCUUUUUUCA
Dioscorea cayenensis subsp. rotundata (Guinea yam) is the source of this 2445-nucleotide messenger RNA. RefSeq lists its product as uncharacterized. NCBI's taxonomy places the organism in Eukaryota, Viridiplantae, Streptophyta, Magnoliopsida, Dioscoreales, Dioscoreaceae. Bases 96 to 2165 code for a protein of 689 amino acids. The record is from RefSeq and is a predicted model, not a curated record. The transcript has 20 exons.